AAAACCCACAAUUGAAUCUCAGCACGACCAGGAAGACGUUCAGACAAGCCAGCUCGUCAUGCUGUGUGAUCAGCUAGACAAAAGUUCCGAGCAGGAGAGACACAGAGAGAUCCUAGGCUGGGAUGGAAGGUGGGAUACCCGAGAGGAUGGGUCGACAGGGGGGACCACCCCCGGCGGGGUUCCUUCCCUGACAAGCGAAUCAGAGACACUGGGUCUCACAAAUCGAGCAGGUGGGGUCAAGGGCGAACCAGGAACCAUGCGGCUGCACCCGAAGAACGCGACCACCGACCUUUUUGGUCUCUAAAAAGCAACUUCAAACCACGCAACGCAUACAAACACGACUGACGCGUUUGACACCAGAGACAUUCAUGCCGUUUCUCUUGUGUUUGUCCCUUGAACAACGUCUUCUUUUGCUAACUAGGCACUCGCCCUCCAACCCCGGCCGGGACCAUCCUUCGAGCUUCAGUCACUUCUCACACGCGCCAG
Molecule: messenger RNA, 486 nt
Organism: Cryphonectria parasitica EP155
Lineage: Eukaryota; Fungi; Ascomycota; Sordariomycetes; Diaporthales; Cryphonectriaceae
Exons: 1
Coding region: 59-304 (81 amino acids)
Source: RefSeq, a predicted model, not a curated record